Molecule: messenger RNA, 588 nt
Organism: Trachymyrmex septentrionalis
Lineage: Eukaryota; Metazoa; Arthropoda; Insecta; Hymenoptera; Formicidae
Product: zinc finger protein 28-like
Exons: 5
Coding region: 1-588 (195 amino acids)
Source: RefSeq, a predicted model, not a curated record
AUGGCACAACAGAAUAUGUAUACCAACAGUGCAUUUAAAGGCUUAGGAUGCUCGCAGGGAAUGCAAAAGAUUCGGGUUCGACUCCCGGCCGAGAUAAACAGUUUAUUCGCUGCAAAAAAACUUUGCAACAACAUAAACAUACAUACUGAAGUUAAACCCUACAAAUGCGAAACGUGUGAUAAAACGUUUCAGUAUAAAUCACAAUUACGUGAACAUGCGAGAAUCCAUACACAUAAAAAACUUUAUCAAUGCGAGUUUUGUGAAAAAGCAUUUAAACGAAAAUCAUAUCUAAACAUGCACAAGCUGUCACAGCAUUGCAAUGGUGUAUGUAAAAAUUACAAGUGUAUUGUGUGUAAGAAAAAUUUCAAAACUCAGCAGGAUUUGUAUUAUCAUGUGGACACGGAUCAUUCUGACAGUACAUUCAGAAAGUACAAAUGUGAUCAAUGUCCAUCUACAUUUAUCCACCUUAUGUACUUAAAACAGCACAUGAAAAUACAUAUAGGCGAGAAACCGUAUGUUUGCGAGAGUCACACAAAUGGCAUUACCUGUAUGACAAGUCAAGAACAAACUGCAACUGACAACAAAUAA